AUGGCCAGACCGCCCUCCACCGCCGACCCGCACCUGCAGUACCGGCGCACGGAGCGGCCGUCGUCGUUCAUCCACAGCAACCUCCCGGACCCGCCCGUCUCGACCACGGCCCGCCUCCGCGCCGCCCUCACCUCCGGCGGCGUCGACCGCAUCAGCCGCCUCCCCGACUCCCUCCUCCGCGAAAUCGUCUCCCGCCUCCCCGCCAAGGACGCCGCCCGCACCGCCUUGCUCGCCGCGCGCUGGCGCGGGGUCUGGCGCUCCACGCCGAUAGCCCUCGUCGACACCCACCUCCUCCCCAACGGCGCCAGCGCCAGCUCGCUGGACGUCACGGCCACCGUCUCCCACAUCCUCGCCGCGCACCCGGGGCCCUUCCGCUGCGUCCACCUCACCCGCGGCCGCAUGGGCGAGCACCCGGCCCACCUCAGGCUCUGGCUCCGGCUCCUCGCCGCCAGGGGCGUCCAGGAGCUCGUGCUCGUCAACCGCCCCUCGCCCAGCGGCGACGUGCCCGUGCCCCUCCCGAAGACGCUCUUCACCAUCUCCACCCUCACCCGCCUCUACAUCGGCGUCUGGAAGUUCCCCGACGCGGCCGGCCUCGGCGGCGCCUCCUUCCCCCACCUCCGGGAGCUCGGCAUCUGCAGCGUCGCCGUGGAGACCGGCGACAUCGACCUCGUCGUCGCCAGGAGCCCCGCCCUGGAGAUCCUCAACAUCCAGGGGACCAUGAACGGGGUGCACCUCCGCCUCAUCAGCAAGAGCCUCCGGUGCGUGCAGAUCUGCGCCUUCGUCCUGGAGAGCGUCGAGGUGGUGAGCGCCCCGUGCCUCGAGCGCCUCAUCCUCUCGGAAUGCCUCAGCACUGCCGGUGGGUCCUGUACCACCGUGAAGAUUGGCAAUGCCCCCAAGCUGACCUUGUUCGGAAAGCUCGAGACUGGAAAAUACGCGCUGGAGAUCCAAGACACUGUCAUCAGGGCUGGGAUUAAGACAGGUCCAAGCAUGAUGGUCACGAGCGUCAAGACACUUAGCUUGAAGGUGCGCUUCGGAGUCCACAACGAUGUCAAGAUGGUGCCUGCCUUACUCAAAUGCUUUCCCUGUCUUGAGGCUCUGCACAUUAUGUCUGGAAAAUGUGACCAUCCCGCUGGCAAGCUCAACCUGGAGUUCUGGGAAGAGGUUGGCCCCAUCGUAGGCGUGCGGUUGCGCAUGAAGGUGAUGACAUUCCUUGACUACCAUGCGCAGCAAGAUGAGAUUGCCUUCCUCCAGUACAUCUUCCAGAACGCGCAGGUGCUCAAGUAUGUGCUGGUUUCGGCGGUCAAUCCAAGAUACACUCCACUGUCCAACGAUGAUAUGUUCAACACCUUGUACGGUUUGAGCGAUGAUUUAUGGCUCAGCAAGUUCUCUUUUGCUAUUGGCGGGACUCAUGGUCCGGAAGGAGGUGAACCCUGGACUUUCCAACGAGGAGCAAACUUUUCAGACAGCGACCCUUUGGCACCGGUCAAAUUCAUCAUAAGGGCUGCAGGUCCGGAGACUCACCAGCAGAAACCGCAAGCUGACAAGACUCAACAGCAGAAGCCGCAAGCUGCCAAGACUCGCCAGCAGAAGCCGCAAGCUGCCAAGACUCGGCAGCAGAAACCGCAAGCUGCCAUUGCCAAGACUCGGCAGCAGAAGCCGAAAGCUGGCAAUCGUUGCAACUGAGAUCCUCGCCACGGAGCAAUGGAGCGUGGAGUAUGCACCACGGGCUGGCUUGUUUGAUCUGCAGAACUAGCCUGGCUUGGUUGCUGUCCACGGCUCUUGUAAUGAUCGAGUUCUGUGGUUGUGUGUAAGUUGCUAUUCUGCUUUGCAUGAGAGAGAGCUGU
Molecule: messenger RNA, 1844 nt
Organism: Lolium rigidum
Lineage: Eukaryota; Viridiplantae; Streptophyta; Magnoliopsida; Poales; Poaceae
Product: F-box/FBD/LRR-repeat protein At1g51370-like
Exons: 4
Coding region: 1-1683 (560 amino acids)
Molecular function (GO): protein binding
Source: RefSeq, a predicted model, not a curated record